This is a messenger RNA of Penaeus indicus, 3983 nucleotides long. It is a transcript of the gene Hacd2, whose product is annotated as very-long-chain (3R)-3-hydroxyacyl-CoA dehydratase-like. Gene Ontology annotation, biological process: very long-chain fatty acid biosynthetic process; sphingolipid biosynthetic process; fatty acid elongation. The transcript is spliced from 10 exons. NCBI's taxonomy places the organism in Eukaryota, Metazoa, Arthropoda, Malacostraca, Decapoda, Penaeidae. Gene Ontology annotation, molecular function: 3-hydroxyacyl-CoA dehydratase activity. The coding region runs from base 97 to 1209 and encodes 370 amino acids. The record is from RefSeq and is a predicted model, not a curated record. Gene Ontology annotation, cellular component: endoplasmic reticulum membrane.
CCCUUUAAACGCCAAUCAGCUGCUCGGAAGUAAACAACGCUCGGUCGGGUCUCGCGUGGGGUGGCGUGCGGCUUCACUCUCAGGACAAACGCAGCCAUGGAGAAGGAUAGACAUCUGAGUCCUUUUGUUUACUGGGCACAGACUGACACUGCUGUUACUUUACGUGUUGAGUUAAGGAAUGUGCAGUCUCCUGAUGUUGACCUCCAGGAGCAGACACUGUCAUUCUCUGCUGUUGCAAAUGGAGCACAAGGUGAAAAUAAGUAUGGAUUCAACCUGAAGCUCCUCAAGCCCAUUGAUACAGAGAAAAGCAAAUACAGAAUCUUAGACAGAAACGUUGAAUUCAGCCUCAUGAAGUCCGAGAUUGAAUUCUGGCCAAGGCUUUUAGAAGAUGCAAAGAAACCUGCCUGGCUGAAAAUUGACUUUGACAAAUGGACUCAUGAAGAGGACUUAUCCGAUGAAGCCAGAGACAUCAUGGAGGAUUAUCCUGAUCUGUAUAACAGGGUCCAAGCCGAGGAAAUGGGAUGGCCGACAAAGAGAGAGAGUAUGAAGAAAGUAUAUCUUUUCCUGUACAAUUUGUGGCAGUUUAUAGGAUUCAUUUACAUUGUGGUUGUCAUGGGAACCAGAUACCUAAGAGAUGGCCCCGCAUCAAUGGAAGGAACUCACUUGAAUGUUGGCUGGAUGCUGCGGCUCUGCUUCAUAACACAGUUUCUGGAAAUCUUCCACCCAAUGGUUGGCUACACAAAGGGAUCAGUGUUUGAAGCUAUCGUCCAGGUUGGUGGAAGAGGAAUUAUCUUCUUUUGUCUGAUUGAAGGAGAAGAGAGAAUGCAGACCAAACCAGUGAUAUUUUACCUGUAUCUUGUUUGGUCACUUAUAGAGCUUGUAAGGUAUCCUUACUACAUGUUGAGGGUGUAUGACGUUGAGAUAAGCUUCCUGACUUGGCUGCGAUACACCAUCUGGAUCCCACUGUACCCUCUUGGCUUUAUUUGUGAAGGGGUUGUAGUUCUCAGGGAUAUUCCAUACUUUGAAGAGACAAAGAAGUUCUCUGUUGCGCUGCCCAACGAGUGGAACUUCAGUUUCUAUUUCCCAAACCUUCUCAGAUGUUAUCUCCUCUUCUUCCUGUUUCCUGUGAUGUAUAAGAUGAUGACCCACAUGUACCAUCAGCGUGUCAGGAAGUUGGCUCCUCCAAGCUGGAAGAAAAAGUUUGAAUAGCACAAUAUAACACAUAUGGUAAAGGUGUUGUAAUGGUAACAUUCUAUUUCAAGUCUGGAUAUGCUUUGGAUUAUAAAAAAAUAGGAAAGAAGAUGAUCCAUGUUCUAAAGAUAUAUCAGAAAUUAUAGGACCAUUUUCCUGUCUAACUCACUGGUACAUAUUACAAGAGAAAAGAUCAAAGUCGAUGUAUCGCAGUUGUAUAGGAGAGUCCCACGUACAUACAAAGUAUGUAUGUGUAUGUAUCUUGGAUUUCAUAAGAUUAUGUAUCAGUUAGUAAUGCUCUGUAUAUGGAUUCAAAUGAUGAGAUAACUUUUUUGUGUCAGUAUGAAGGGGGGAGGGGGUAGUAUCUUUUAAGUCAGAUUUCUGUAUGGAAAUAGGGUGAAUGACCUGUGCAGUUCUUAUUUUGUGACAGGUCUUCACGGAUUCUUUCUGAAACAGGAAGCGAUAACUUUUGGAAGAAUGAAUACAUUGAUAAUCAUAUCAAAGAAUAAUGGAGAGAGGAGUUAGUAGCUUGACAAGUGUGCUAUACUUUAGCAGUUUCAGUAUGUACCCAGACAUUUAGUUUACAUUUUUUUAUGUUAUAUUAACAUAUAUCCUUGUAACUGAAUUUAUAAUUCAAACUUUCUCUCUCUCUCUCUCUCUCUCUCUCUCUCUCUCUCUCUCUCUCUCUCUCUCUCUCUCUCUCUCUCUCUCUCUCUCUCUCUCUCUCUCUCUCUCUCUCUCUUGCUCUCACUCUCUCACUCUCUCACUCUCUCACUCUCUUACUCUCUUACUCUCUUACUCUCACUCCCACCCCCCCUCACUCUCCUCCUGAUCUGCUCUCCAUCACUCCCUCUCUCCCACCCCUUCUACUUCUUUAAUUUCUUGUAAUUGCACAUUUAUUUGAAGACCUAAAUGCCAUAGGUAUUGAAUGCCAUAGAUAUAUAUAUCUAUAUAAGCUAAAGAACAAUACAAAAAAAAUUGUCUGUGUGCUGUGAAUUAAUAUCAUGGGCAGAGAUAGAUACACAUGUGCAACAGUCUGGAGUUUUAUAAUUAUCAUUUGCUGUAAAAAAAUGUACAAGGUCUCUCAGAAUUAGGUGGUAUAUUUCAGUUGCAUGGUUGAUCAAAUAGUUCUAAUCAUCAAAUUUUAUAAUAGUAAAAGAUAGUUUGUAAAGUCUAUUAGCUAGAAUUUAUGUACUGCAUAUGGAAAUGGUUAUUUAUUUUGCAGAGAAAAUGUAUUUUGGUUUGGCAACUGGGAUUAUUUUCUUUAUCUGUUUCUUUAUUAGCAGAAUAUGGAUAUGUGUACAUCUGUUGUUUGUGUGUGCCUGUGUGUCAUAUAUGUAUACAUACUUAAAAUGAGCUCUUUUUGCCUUUCCCAUUUUGAUAACAUCCCAGUUGAUUGCAGUCCAUGAAAUGAUGGAAGACAGUGGUAGAAUAUAGUAUUAAAUAUUUAUUACAGCUAUUCAGCAGCUCUGUUUGUAUGGGAAUAUUGACAUUAUGAAUAUUACACUGUAGCCCACUACUGUAGCAAACAAGAAAAUUUUAGUUGUUGUAAUAUAAGAAAAUUAAUUUUUCAGAAGUGAAUUUUAAACCAUAUGUAUGUAAUUACAUGCUUCUGCGUUUUCAAACUUCAUGUAGUUUUCCUCGUAUCUUACACAUCCAUUAUUGUUAUUUGUAGUCUUAAGCAAUCUAUUGUAUUUUCUCAAGCAUAUUUUAACCACAUAUUAUGUUCUUGGGAUAUUUUUAUCAGGCCUAGAAUUUCUCUUGUAUGAUAUUCCAAAUCUUGGCUGUGACAGAGCAAAAUAAUUUGUCAAGAAUGAAGUGUUUGUGAAAUCUACAACAUAUCACCAUCAUAAUUCCAGUUUUCAGUAGGUAGAGUACAUUUUGUUGAAUCUGCAAGUCACACAUAGAUAAUGUGACUUCUUUUGAUAAUAAGUGUUAUCUGCACCUCUUUUCUUUUCACCAUAAAAAUAUGUGCAUUAUGGUCAUUUACAACUGUUUGUAUGCCAAAGUGUAAAACAUUAGCUAUCAUCCUGAACUUUGUAUGCAGUCUUGAAUAGGUCUCAAAUUCAGCACUUAUGUAAUAAGUUUAAAUGUAGACAUUAUAUGGUAAAUAUGUUAGUGCCUUUAAUAAUUUUGGGAAGAUUUAUGACUAAAAAUAAUCAGAGGUGUAUCCAUAUACCUACAUAUAUUUCCUUCUCGAAAUGAUAAAGCUUAGGUGUCUUUACUUUUAUAAUUAUUAUAAGAUUUAGUGAUUGUGAAGACUUUUUUAAUAUCAGGAAUGUGUGUAUUUUUUGUCUAAUGGCAUACUUGUAGUUUUUAAUAUCACUUCUUUCUUACUUUAAAAAAGUCCCUGUUAAUGUCAUUUUAUCAGAUAUGAAAGGAGGUCACAACAGCAGCUUAUAAGGAAUGAAAUGUACUGUUUAUAAAUUAAUGUGGGUCCUUUAUAGUUUAAAUUUGUUUAGGAGUUAAGAAUUUAAAUGAUAUCCCUCUUAUUUGAAUGAACACAUUUUCUUUUUCUUGAAUUCUUCUCACUGUAUAAAUGUAUGAAGAAGUUAGUGAAUGCAUAUUUCUGCAAUAUGUGUAUUAGGGAAGACAGAAUAUGUUAUUUGAUAAUUACAGAUAAUUACAAAGUAUAUAUUCUGUUUCUCAUAUUAUAAUGAAUUCCCUCCUGAACCACUGUUAGUACUUCUAGUCAUUUCAGGAAACAGUAUUGUGAAAUGUGUUCCAAAAAUUUGAUAAAGAAAAGCUUGUUUACUUAUCCAUUGAGGAAUAAGAAUAAAAGUUCCAAAAUA